Molecule: messenger RNA, 1653 nt
Organism: Fusarium venenatum
Lineage: Eukaryota; Fungi; Ascomycota; Sordariomycetes; Hypocreales; Nectriaceae
Source: RefSeq, a predicted model, not a curated record
AUGGCUUCCGAAACAUUAACCCAGACGCCCAUUGACACCGUAACAGUGCAAUCUAAUAUAUAUUCACCCGGUGAAUCCAGACCGAUUGAAGCACUGCAAAUUGAAGAACCUGGCAAUGAAGAGGAGAAUAUUGUCUUUCCCACUGGCCCAAAGCUUUGGUCAACCAUGUUGUCAAUGUCCAUCGCUUUGUUCCUUAGUGGACUUGAUAUCACGAUUGUUGCAGUUGCCGUACCAAGUAUAACCGACGAAUUUCAGACUAUAGCUGAUAUCGGAUGGUAUUCCGCUGCAUAUGGCAUGUCCCUCAGCGCCUUUGUCUUCUUUUUCGGCCAGAUCUACACUUUAUUUUCCACCAAAGCCGUUUUUCUCAUCGGCAUCGCAACUUUUGAGAUAGGUGCUCUAAUUUGUACCCUCGCGCCCUCAUCCGCAGUCUUCAUUCUCGGGCGUGCAAUUAGCGGUCUUGGCCGGGGAGCCAUCAAUGGAGGUCUGUUCAAGCUUCUAAAGCAAUGUUUCCCCCUAUCUAAACAAGCAAUGGUCAACAGCUUGCUCAGCGGGGUUGGAAGUCUCGGCCUCAUCACUGCACCUACCAUUGGCGGUGUUUUAGUCGAUGCUUUCUCGUGGAGAGCGUGCUUUGGUGUCAACAUUCCCCUUGGUGUCUUGUGCUUGAUCUUGACGUGGUACGGUGUCCAUGAGUCUUCUCAUCAUCGAGAGAACGCACCCGUGCUCACGUUAAAGGAAAAGAUUAAGAAGAUAGACUUCCUUGGGACGUUAAUUGCUGUUCCAGCUGUUACGUGUCUUCUCAUGGCCUUGCAAUGGGGAGGCACCAAGUUUGGCUGGGGCAGCUGGCAGAUUAUCUUGCCUCUUGUCUUUUGCGCGCUGCUGUUUACUGCAUUCGGGUACCUACAAUACCACCAAGGUGACAAGGCCCUGCUGCCCCCGAGAAUUCUGAAGCAGAGGAGUAUCAUCGCGGGCAUGUGGUUUGGAGCAUGUUGCGAGGGGGUUCUUGCGGUUACAGAAUACUACAUGUCCAUCUACUUCCAGGGAGUGCGAGGAUAUACACCUACGAAAGCUGGGUUGCUUGCUCUUCCUAUGGUAGGCGGCUUGUCUAUCGCCUUUGUUAUUUCCGGCCUUGGCACGACAUGGCUUGGAUACUAUUACCCAUUCAUGCUGGCCACGAGUGUCUUGACGCCCAUCAUAUCAGGCCUUCUCACAACUAUAGACUUUGAGGAACAGGUAACCAAAGCAGUUAUCCUUUUGUCCUUUUUAGGGCUGGCAGUCGGUCUUGGUCUCAAUAGUCCAAUGAUAGCACUUCAAGCAGUUCUUCCCAUGGAAGACGUUUCUCUUGGUGGAGCAGUUUUGACCUUUGGUGCCGGGAUGGGUUCCGCAUUGUGGAUUUGCGCAUCAGCGACAUUGUUCCAAGACCGUCUUGCCAACGAGAUUAAAUCAACCUCACCUGGUACAGACGUUGAUGCACUUCAAAAGGCGGGGUUGUCAAAAAUGAGAGAAUCAAUUGGACCAGAUAGGUUGAAGAGUGUGCUGAAUGGCUAUGAGAAUGCUGUUAUACAGACCCUGUACAUUCCAUUGGCUUUGGCCGUGCUUACUAUUGUUGGCUCUGUGGCUAUGGAGCGCAAGUCUAUCAAGAAAAAGCAAUCCUAG